Messenger RNA from Myotis brandtii (Brandt's bat), 1319 nucleotides. It is a transcript of the gene PARVB, whose product is annotated as parvin, beta. Gene Ontology annotation, molecular function: actin binding. The record is from RefSeq and is a predicted model, not a curated record. Gene Ontology annotation, cellular component: cytoplasm; actin cytoskeleton; focal adhesion. NCBI's taxonomy places the organism in Eukaryota, Metazoa, Chordata, Mammalia, Chiroptera, Vespertilionidae. The transcript is spliced from 12 exons. The coding region runs from base 45 to 983 and encodes 312 amino acids. Gene Ontology annotation, biological process: establishment or maintenance of cell polarity; actin cytoskeleton organization; lamellipodium assembly.
UGACUGACCUGCAGGAGGAAGGCAAGAACGCCAUCAACUCGCCGAUGUCGCCGGCCUUGGCGGACCUGCACCCCGAGGACACCCUGCUAGAGGAGAAUGAGGAGCGCACCAUGAUCGACCCCACCUCCAAGGAGGACCCCAAGUUCAAGGAGCUGGUCAAGGUUCUCAUCGACUGGAUCAAUGACGUGCUGGUGGAGGACAGGAUCAUCGUGAAGCAGCUGGAGGAGGACCUGUUCGACGGGCAGGUGCUGCAGAAGCUCUUGGAAACGCUGGCGGGCUGCAAGCUGAACGUGGCCGAGGUGACGCAGUCGGAGAUCGGGCAGAAGCAGAAGCUGCAGACGGUGCUGGAGGCUGUGCAGGAGCUGCUGCGGCCCCACGGCUGGGCGCUGCCCUGGACGGUGGACGCCAUUCACGGGAAGAACCUGGUGGCCAUCCUGCACCUGCUCGUGUCACUGGCCACGCACUUCCGGGCGCCGAUCCGCCUCCCCGAGCACGUCUCCGUGCAGGUGGUGGUCGUGCGGAAGCGGGAAGGCCUGCUGCAUUCCAGCCACGUCACGGAGGAGCUGACCACGACCACUGAGCAGAUGAUGGGGCGGUUUGAGCGGGACGCCUUCGACACCCUGUUCGACCACGCCCCGGACAAGCUCAACCUGGUGAAGAAGUCUCUCAUCACCUUCGUGAACAAGCACCUGAACAAGCUGAAUUUGGAGGUGACAGAACUGGAGACCCAGUUUGCAGACGGCGUGUACCUGGUUCUGCUCAUGGGCCUGCUGGAGGACUACUUUGUGCCCCUGCACAACUUCUACCUGACCCCAGACAGCUUCGACCAGAAGGUCCACAACGUGUCCUUCGCCUUUGAGCUGAUGCUGGAUGGGGGGCUCCAGAAGCCCAAGGCCCGGCCAGAAGAUGUGGUGAGCCUGGACCUCAAGUCCACCCUGCGGGUCCUCUACAACCUGUUCAACAAGUACAAGAACGCAGAGUGACGCGGCGACGUCCCUGCGCUCCCCAGCAGCCCAUCCUCUCCCUGCUCCCCCCACCUUCCGGGGUUGUCGCCCGACCUCCUGCCCGUGUCUGUGAGCUGCAGGGUUCUGAGGCCUCACUUCUCUGGGCUCCCGGCUGAGUCAGCGGCUGUCGGCCUGGAUCAGACGAUGAAAAGAAAAAAUGCCUGAACCCAGGCCCUUCAGCCCCGGGAGGGGCGCCUGCGUUCCAUCUGCCGGCACAAAUAGGGGUCCCAGGCGUCUCCCGGCAGCUCGGCCAUCCUGGUGGGACCUCCUGGGAGCGCACUUAGUAAAGAGCUUUUUGCAGUUUUAAAAACUCCA